Solanum dulcamara is the source of this 1569-nucleotide messenger RNA. Its product is annotated as cyclin-D3-3-like. The coding region runs from base 217 to 1206 and encodes 329 amino acids. Gene Ontology annotation, cellular component: cytoplasm; nucleus; cyclin-dependent protein kinase holoenzyme complex. The transcript has 4 exons. Gene Ontology annotation, biological process: mitotic cell cycle phase transition; regulation of cyclin-dependent protein serine/threonine kinase activity. The record is from RefSeq and is a predicted model, not a curated record. NCBI's taxonomy places the organism in Eukaryota, Viridiplantae, Streptophyta, Magnoliopsida, Solanales, Solanaceae. Gene Ontology annotation, molecular function: cyclin-dependent protein serine/threonine kinase regulator activity.
GUCCACGAUAAAAACACAACAUUUUCCCAAACAAUACCACUCCGCCCAAAUACCUUUCUUCUCUUCCUCCCAACUCUACAAACACAGAGAAAACAAAAAUGGCUCAAAUGAGCCUAUUCAUCUUCCAAUAGCUUUUUCUUCAAACCCCCAAAAAAAUAAAAAAAAAAUGAAGUAAAUGAAAACCCCAACCAUCCCUCUUCUUCACAGAAGAAGAAGAUGGCUCAUUAUCACAAUCAAAAGCUUCCAUUUUUAUUAGAUUCUUUGUAUUGCAAAGAUGAAACCUUUCAAGAUUUUGAAGUAAAUCCCAAAUCAAUUUCUUUGUUAAAUCAAGAUUUGAUAUGGGGAAAAGAGGAAUUUGACUCUUUGUUGUCUAAAGAACAAGAAAAUCAAAUGUAUAAUCUUGUAAUAAACAACCCAUUUUUGUCUGUAUUUAGAAACGAAGCAAUUGAAUGGAUUCUUGAAGCUGUUGGUUUUCACAAUUUCUCUGCUCAAACUGCAAUUCUUGCUGUAAACUACCUUGAUAGGUUUCUUUUUAGCUUACAAUCACAAAGUGAGAAGCCAUGGAUGAAACAACUUGCUGCUGUGACUUGUCUUUCUUUAGCUGCAAAAAUUGAGGAGACCCAAGUCCCUUUACUUCUAAAUCUUCAAUUGGAGGAAUCAAGUUACUUGUUUGAGCCAAGAACAAUUCAGAAAAUGGAGCUAUUGGUACUUAGUACACUCAAGUGGAAGAUGAAUCCAGUAACCCCAUUUUCAUUUCUUGAUUACUUCUCAAGAAGGCUUGGAUUAAAUGACCACAUUUGCUAUGAACUUCUUAGGAGAUGUGAGAGGGUGCUUUUAUCCACCAUUACUGAUUGUAGAUUCAUGUGUCAUCUUCCUUCUGCUAUGGCUGCUGCUACAAUGUUACAUGUUAUUGAUAAGCUAGAGCCUUGCAUUGGAGAAGAGUACCAAGAACAACUUUUGGGCAUUCUUGGAAUAGUCAAGGACAAUGUGACAGAUUGUUAUAAGCUAGUCCAGGAGGUGGCUUCCAACAUUGAUUUCUACUCAAACAAACGCAAAUUUGGUGCAUUGCCAGGAAGCCCCUUAGGAGUUCUGGAUGUGUCAUUCAGUUCUGAUAGCUCCAAUGACUCAUGGGCGGUGGCUGCAUCCGUUUCUUCUUCUCCUGAGCCAUCGUCAAAAAAGACUAGAACACACGAGAAGGAAAAAUGAUGUUGCAUCUGGCACGAGAUGGUGGAAGUAGUCGAGUAGACAAUGUAGCUACCAGUUCCCUUAAACUCAAUCAGUGGAUUCUCAAAAUUUGUCUAUGAAUUAGUUGCUGGUAUUUUAUUAAAUGGAAAUCAAAUGUUUAUGAACAGAGUUGAAAAUAAUUUCAUGUCAAUUCUUCUUUGUAUUACUUCAUUAUCCAGGGGCCAUAUAAAUUGAAUUUUUUAAACUCUUUUUUCUGCUACUAUUUUCAACACAAGGCCAGGGACUUGUGUGUGAGGAAAAUAUGAUACUAAGGGAAAGGGUGUAUUUUGUUCUCAUUGUGGGAAAUAGUAGUGGAGUUACAAUUUUUAAUUUACAAAUUUUGAA